CGGCGCUCGCGCAGGCCGGUUGCCUUACGUUACGUCCCGCCCGCCGCCAGCGCCCGCGUAAAUCAACUAGUUUGCUGUUGUAAAUACUGUACAGUUUUCCAUAUAAGUGUAAAUUCAAAGCUGUAAGAUGUUGCUCUGGAUAUGGCUGGGUUGCCUCGUCAUCGCAGCUCUUCUGUACUUCCGGCAACUUUACGGCUUCUUUAAACGGCAAGGUGUGAAGACACCCUUGAUCGUCCCACCUUUCGGCACUAUACUGAGCAUUUUUAUACAACGAGAUCACUUUACUGAAGAAAUUACUAAGGUUUAUAACCGAUUUUCUGAACAGAGGUUCUACGGCGCUUUCCAAUUCUUGAAGCCGUUUCUGAUGGUGAGAGACAUCGAACUGAUCAAGAAGAUUGGCGUCAAGGACUACGAGCACUUCCUCGACCACAAUAGUUUAUUUAAAGAGGAACACGAUAAGCUUUUUGGAAGAAAUCUGAUUUCGUUAACAGGACAGGAAUGGAAAGAUAUGCGAUCAACCCUGAGCCCUGCUUUCACCAGCUCCAAAAUGAAAUUGAUGCUGCCACUGAUGGUGGAAGUUGGAGAUCAAACGAUCCAUUUGCUUAAGAAGAAAAUAAAGGAGUCUGAACAGGAUUAUUUAGACAUUGAAGUGAAAGAUCUAACGACCAGAUAUGCAAAUGACGUAAUUGCAUCUUGCGCCUUUGGCCUGAAGGUAGAUUCUCAAAUGGACAGAGACAACCAGUUUUACGCAAUGGGAAAAACUGUUUCUGCUUUCACUUUCCGUCAACUAAUUAUAUCCUUCUUGUUUUAUUGUUUCCCGAAAGUGUGUCAAAUAUUCAAAUGGACUCUGUUCCCGAAGCCAGUGCAAAACUUCUUCAGGACGCUGGUAAAGGAGACGAUGCAGAACAGAGAGCUCAAGCAAAUCGUUCGGCCUGACAUGAUACAUCUGCUAAUGGAAGCUAAGAAAGGAAAAGUAACUUAUGAUGAGAAAACAAACCAAGACAAGGACACCGGCUUUGCCACCGUCGAAGAGUCAUCCGUAGGCCAAAAUAAAAUCAGCAGAGGUACGUCAAAUCGGAAUAGCCAUGACAUCAGCUGA
Hyposmocoma kahamanoa is the source of this 1099-nucleotide messenger RNA. Its product is annotated as cytochrome P450 9e2-like. Lineage: Eukaryota; Metazoa; Arthropoda; Insecta; Lepidoptera; Cosmopterigidae. Bases 128 to 1099 code for a protein of 323 amino acids. The record is from RefSeq and is a predicted model, not a curated record. Gene Ontology annotation, molecular function: oxidoreductase activity, acting on paired donors, with incorporation or reduction of molecular oxygen; monooxygenase activity; heme binding. The transcript is spliced from 8 exons.